Gryllus bimaculatus (two-spotted cricket) is the source of this 1689-nucleotide messenger RNA. The record is from the annotation of a GenBank genome assembly. NCBI's taxonomy places the organism in Eukaryota, Metazoa, Arthropoda, Insecta, Orthoptera, Gryllidae.
AGAGUGUACACUUCGAUUUGAACAUAAAGUCCAUUGGCACUUCUUCAAGUGAGAUGCAGCCAUCCAAUUGGAAGCUUUAACGGUUUACAGAGACGUCACUAUAUUGUCGUACAAGCUCUCGAUUGGUUUAAAGAGUCAUAAGUGACGAAGUGUCAACGGACUAGUUUUAAUGGAAGUAUGGUACGUAUGGUACUAUGCAGUGACAUUUGAAACAAACACGUGGCGUUUGAGAUACCGGGUAUCGAAUGAGUGGAGAUCAAUAGUUUAAGCGAAUGAUUCUUUGAUGUAAUAUUUUGCUUCAGUAAAUGAAUGAUUCCGGAUUCGUUUGUAUAUUGUUGCUGUUUUUGAAAUUAUAUUUUAGAUUCGACUUUUGAAGAUUAGGUUCAUGAGUUUCACAUACAGCGAAAAUGAUUUUAUAUUCGAAACGUCGUGGGGGGACAGUGCCAAACUGUCAUCUUUUGAUGUGGCUUUACAGACGAAAUGGCAAUCAGCUGUUGAUAAUGGGUAUUUUAGAUACACUUUAAAUAUAUUGAAUACCAAACGCCUUCCUGGGAAGUUUUCAUUUCUAGCACAACUGAAUCCAGAUCGUGGCACUAAUAGGAGACCACCAGAAGACAUUAAUAGUUUAACCCAACCUUUUGAUCACAAGAAGUUUAACUUUACAAAGAUUAAUGAAAAUGAAAUUUUAUUUGAAGUCAAAAGAAGAGAGAAAGCAGAGUGUGAAUUGAAAUCUAGAGGCAAAGAUUUGUUAGUCAUAAAUAUUAGUCCCUUGGAAUUUGGACACUCCUUGUUUUUGCCUGAAUUGUUUUCUUGUCUCCCUCAAGUAAUGACGUUAUAUAGUCUCCAGAGAACUAUUGAACUGGUUUUGUUGAGUAAAUCUCCUACUCUACGUGCUGGUUUCAACAGUUUGUGUGGAUUUGCUACAGUUAAUCAUCUACAUUUCCAUCUAUACUAUCUUAAUCAUGAAAUGCUGCUUGAAAACAUUCAAGUUGAACAUCUGUGUGGAGAGUGUUAUGUGUUAACAAAAUAUCCUGCGAAAGGCUUUGCUUUCCAAUUGAGUCGAGAUCACAAUCUACUUUCACUUGCCAGUUCUGUGCACAAGUUAACUAGUUACUUACAAGAGUGUAAUAUUGCUCACAAUGUUUACAUUACACGUGGUCAAUCAUUUAACUCCAACAAAGAAAGAAAAAUAUUAGAUUCUGUGCGUGUGUAUGUUUGGGCCAGGAAACAUUCAACAGAGCCAAAGAACGUUCAAUGCUUUGAUCCUGCAAUUUGUGAACUGUUCGGACACUUGGUUGUGAAAGUGCCUGAACCAUUUGGAUCUUUAUCAGAAAGCGAAGUGGCCAGUGAGCUGAGUGGUAUCUGCCAAGAACCCUUUGACUUGGUUUUUGAGGAUGUGAGGGAGAUGUUUUGCGACUCAGAUUCUCUGUAAAAGCAGUGGUUCACUAUUUUUCAUACAAAUUUGAUUCAGAAGUAUUAAUUUAUUCACAUUCAGAACUGUAGUAUAGACUGGCAUGUUUGUAUUAUAUUCUGCACCCUAAUUUUCUUAUCACGAUGGAAAGGUAAUUUAAAUAUAUUUGUAAUGAGACUUUUAAAGUGUGAAUUUUAAAUCACAAUUGUUAUUGUAUCAUUGUAAAACAAUGAGUGCACCCAAUAAAUGUUGUUUUAAUUACAUGAAUUGUUGUGAAU